Dictyostelium discoideum AX4 is the source of this 1269-nucleotide messenger RNA. It is a transcript of the gene osbG, whose product is annotated as oxysterol binding family protein, member 7. The record is from RefSeq and is a predicted model, not a curated record. The transcript has 6 exons. Gene Ontology annotation, molecular function: lipid binding. NCBI's taxonomy places the organism in Eukaryota, Evosea, Eumycetozoa, Dictyosteliales, Dictyosteliaceae. The coding region runs from base 1 to 1269 and encodes 422 amino acids.
AUGGAGGCCGAUCCGAGCUUAGUUUCUUAUGCAGACCAACAUGGUGAAUGGGAAACUCGUGAAAUUUCAAUCUUUGGUGUUGUAAAAAGUUUUAUUUCUCAAUUAUCAAUUGGUCAAGAGUUGACAAAAGUUAGUAUGCCAUCAAUUUUUUUAAUGCCAUAUUCAAUUUUAGAGUUAGCAGCAUCAAGACAUCUUAAAUAUAUACACCUUUUAAUUUCAGCCCAACACGAAGAAGAUCCAUUAAAAAGAAUGGCAAUUAUUAUUCAAUACUUUUUUUCUUGUGUUAGAGAUGGAAAUUUCCAAAAAAAACCAUAUAAUGCAUUAUUAGGAGAAGUUCAUAAAUGUUUUGUCAAAUAUCCAUCAUAUGAUGGUCAAUCAACAUCUACUGCACAAUUUAUAGGUGAACAAGUUACACAUCAUCCACCAUUAACAGCAUUCAAUAUUACUACUUCAGAAGGAAUUACUUUAGAUUGUAAUGUACAAUUUUCAGCUAAAUUCCAUAUGAACUCAGUAUCAGUUGUUACAACUGGUGCAGUUAAAAUUUGUAUUCCAGUUAAAGUUGGUAAUCAAAUCAUUAAAGAAACAUAUAUCAUUGAUAAAGGUUUACCAGAUGCUUUGGUAAAGAAUGUAAUUUUUGGUACUAGAUCAAUUUAUUGGACUGAUUCUGUUGAUAUAAUGUGUGAAGAUUCAAAAACUUCUGCAACUGUUCAUUUCGAUAAGAAUGAAUAUGUUAAAGGUGAAGUUUCAGUUUAUAAUACAGAAUUAGAAGUUGAAGAGCAUAGAGCAUCUUUAAAGGGAUAUAUUAGUGAUGUUGUCAAUAUCGAUUAUUUAGAAUCAAAAUCAUCUGAAGCUGCACCAGCAUCUUCUGCAAGUAAAAAAGAAAAGAAGAAAGAAAAGAAGAAAGCAAAACAUUCAAAACAUACAUGUAGUCCAUCUGAUACCAUUUUAAUGGAUACUAAACAAUUAGAACCAAAUUCAACUUUAUAUCCAAAACAAACUGAUCCAAUUACUUCAUUAGGUACUUGGAAAGAAGUUACAAAACAAAUUGUUGCAGGUGAUAUGCAAGCAGCAGAUCAAAUUAAAAAAGAAAUUGAAGAUGAACAAAGAAAGAGAUUACAAAUUACCAAAGAGGAAGAAAAGAAAGAAAGAGCUUACUUUAAAUAUAAUGAUGAUAAAGAGAUUUGGGAAUUUAAAUCAACACAAACAUUAGCUCCAGUUUCAAAUUCAACAAGUAGUACUGCUUCUGAUGCUGCAAGUGGUAGUAAUUAA